This is a messenger RNA of Oncorhynchus keta (chum salmon), 3947 nucleotides long. RefSeq names its product ras-related protein Rab-4B-like. The transcript has 8 exons. The coding region runs from base 1882 to 2526 and encodes 214 amino acids. Gene Ontology annotation, cellular component: endosome. Lineage: Eukaryota; Metazoa; Chordata; Actinopteri; Salmoniformes; Salmonidae. Gene Ontology annotation, biological process: regulation of endocytosis; Rab protein signal transduction. Gene Ontology annotation, molecular function: GTPase activity; GTP binding. The record is from RefSeq and is a predicted model, not a curated record.
UUGGGAGGCUACUGGUGCUUUUAUAUUUCCACAUUUCCUUUUUUUGUGGUGUCUGUGAAUGGAAGCAAGAUUUCAAAUCCAAUGUUUGGUCUUGGUACAUAUAGGCCUACUGAAGAUGUUUACAGACAAAUGCAUCAUUCUUCGUCACACGUCUUGUUCUUGAGGCACUAGCUGACAGACACAAAGUCAUUAAAUCAGAUUUUAAACCUAACCUUAACCACACUGCUAACCCUAAUGCCUAACACUAACCUUAAAUUAAGACCAAAAAGUACAUUUUUGUUUUCGUUCAUUUUUUAAAUAAAUUAUAGCCAAUUACGACUUUACAGCUGGCCUAUCUAAGAGGAAAUCGCUCACUUAUGCCUCCAGGUCAAGACAGGAGGAUUUUUAAAAUUUAAAUCUAAAAGACAACAAGCUUGCCUUGUCAUGAGUCAAAUAUUUGUUUUUAUACCACAUAACACAUGCCAUCGUAAGACAACACAGGGUGAAUACUGGCUAUCUAACCACAUGCCCAAAACUGUAAUUGACUUUGAAAGUACACUCAAAGUGUGAGAAUGGGUACUUACUCAAAGUAUGUGUGAGAAUGGGUACUUCUCAAAGUAAGUGUGAGAAUGGGUACUUCUCAAAGUAAGUGUGAGAAUGGGUACUUACUCAAAGUAAGUGUGAGAAUGGGUACUUCUCAAAGUAAGUGUGAGAAUGGGUACUUACUCAAAGUAAGUGUGAGAAUGGGUACUUCUCAAAGUAAGUGUGAGAAUCGGUGAAUGGGUACUUAACUCAAAAGUGGCAAACUUUUGGGGGGAUUUUUGUUUAAAUUGUUGAAUAAAUGUUUCACAAUUUCUAAACGGCUCCUAUUAAUUUAUAUUUUUUGGCAUCUCAGAAUGUCACUGUCAAAGGAUGAGGACAGACAGAAAGACGACAGACAGACAGGCAGAUAGACAGACAAACACACACGCACAUUAGGCUAUAUAGUUUAAUUAUUCAUAAAAAUAAAUAAUUCUACAACAUUUGAUGAUUAUGUAGGCCUAAAUAAUUAUCAAAAAUAUUUUUUGUUAUUUUAUUUCACCUUUAUUUAAGCAGGUAGGCCAGUUGAGAACAAGUUCUCAUUUACAACUGCGACCUGACCAAGAUAAAGCAAAGUAGUGCGACACAAACAACACAGAGCUACACAUGGAAUAAACAAACGUACAGUCAAUAACCCAAUAGAAAAGUCUAUAUACAGUGUGUGCAAAUGAGGUAAGAUUAGGGAGGUAAGGCAAUAAAUAGGCCGGAGUGACGAAGUAAUUACAAUGUAGCAAUUAAUAUAACUGAAUGAUCCACAAAUAAUAGCUGAAUACAUGUUAUCAUCAAAAGUAUUGCAACUGACAGGUUGAGUCAGCGUAAAAUAUAGAUCAAACAGCUACAGGCAACAGAGGCUAUGUCCAAGAUUAUGCACCACAGUUAUCUUGACACCUCUCUGAAAACGGUCGUCACUAUUUAGCACAGCCACAGUCAUAAACCCCGCCUAUUUUACAAUGAAUGUUCUUAAAAUCUGAUUUUAAAUCUAACCUUAACCACAUUUCUAACCUUAUGCCAAACCGUAACCUUAAAUUAAUACCAAAAAGCUACUUUGUUUUUAUGAAUUUUAACGAUAUACAAUUCUGACUUUGUGACUGUGGUAACUUGUUACAACCUCGGUAAACAAAUCAUUUUACGUAGCUAGAGCGUUGCAAUUUUCGUCAUCACGUCCUGUCAACCCUAUUCCUCUAUCUUGGAUGGUAAAUUAGAUGAACUCUUCUGAUUAAAUGGGAUUUAUGCCAAUUUGUGAAAUAUAGUCUUCAUAUUUGAUAAGAAAAUAGUUUGUAAUUGACAUUGCGGCACUUGAAGAGCUUGAAGACAUCAAAGGAAAUGACAGAAACGUAUGAUUUCCUUUUUAAAUUCUUGGUGAUUGGAAGUGCAGGAUCAGGGAAAUCCUGUCUUCUCCAUCAAUUUAUAGAAAACAAGUUCAAGCAGGACUCCAGCCACACCAUUGGGGUGGAGUUUGGCUCCCGGGUGGUGAUGGUCGCCGGUAAGACGAUCAAGCUGCAGAUCUGGGACACAGCUGGACAGGAACGAUUCCGGUCAGUGACUCGCAGUUAUUACAGAGGGGCAGCAGGGGCUCUCCUGGUUUAUGACAUCACCAGUCGGGAAACGUAUAAUGCCCUGACCAACUGGUUAACAGACGCUCGAACGCUGGCCAGUCCAAACAUCGUCAUCAUCCUGUGUGGGAACAAGAAAGACCUGGAGGCUGACAGAGAGGUCACCUUCCUUGAGGCGGCCCGCUUCGCCCAGGAGAACGAACUGAUGUUCCUGGAGACGAGUGCCCUCACCGGAGAGAAUGUGGAGGAGGCCUUCCUUAAAUGUGGUCGCACCAUCCUCAACAAGAUAGAUUCAGGUGAGUUAGACCCGGAACGGAUGGGCUCAGGGAUCCAGUAUGGUGACACAACGGUGAGGCAGCUUCGCCAGUCGCCACAGGCUGGCUCAGCACAGGGCAGAGAUCAGUGCAACUGUUAAAGGCUAAUGCUAACCUAGCUCUAAGACACACAGAACCCAUGUCUCCAGGCCCCGAUGUAAAUCUAACAGUAUCUGCACACUCAGGCCUUUGGAGGACUGCCCUGUGACUCUUGACCCCUGCACUUGGACUACUUCUGGAGAGACCCUGUGUAAAAAUGUGGGCUGGGUUGUCACGGAGCUAUCUGGGUUGUCACGGAGCUACUCUCCUCCAGGCCUUUCUCUCUCUGACUACUGCUCCAGUCCGUGUCGCCAGGGAAUACAAGUGACAUCAGCAGAGAGGACUGAUCAGUCACAGAGCCAGGCCAAUGGACACACACAGGACAUUUGUUUUCAAUGUCUUUACUCAGAAGCAGCCACAGCAGCUCACAAACCUCUCACUGUUCAAACUCUGAUUAGACCGACAUGGUGUAAGGAGAACAUCAGACGUUAAUUUGUGUCCAAUCUCUAUAAAAGUUAAGCCUAUUUAUUGGUUGUGUUGAAAGCUGUAAGAUAUUGUAAAUAUAUCAAAAGGAAAUAUAACAUUUAUGUGAUAUUUGUGUACAAUGUUUUAAGAGACUGAAAAAAAGCUGGGGACUUGUGGUAGUCACCGUGUACACAUACUGUAAUGUGUGAAUGUGUGUGUGAAAAUUGUUACAACGUUAAAGCUGGAAUCCUUAUCGGUGAAACGUCUUGUUUGCUCUAUUACAACAACAAAGAAGUUACUUCAAACAAUGAACACUGUUUUUUUCCCCUCAGACAUCAUUGCAUGGCAGAGGAGGCUGGUGGGAGGAGCUGUAAGAGGAUGAGCUCAUUGUAAUGGCUGGAAUGGAGUCAAUGGAACAUAGUCAAGGAUAUGGUUUCCAUGUUUGAUACUGUUCCAUUUAUUCAAUUUCAGCCAUUACAAUGAGCCCAUCCUCUUACAGCUCCUCCCACCAGUCUCCUCUGUAAUGCAAUCAUGAUGGAACGGCAGGUUUUUUUUUUUUUUUACCACAAUGCUGGAUGCUCAUAUCCUCUGUUUCAAAAUCAAAACAACAACAAAUGCGCCAAAAACAUUGCACUGUUUCACCUUUCGCAGAUCUCAGCUUUAAUAUCUUUGACUGACUAUCAUAAUCUCCAAGUUUGGGGCAAACAAAUAUGUAUUUUAAAUGUGUAAGGUGUUGUGCAAUGAUUAUGAAAGGGUUAAGACCAUAUCUAAAUCCAUUCUAACCAGAAUGUCAUUGAUAGAUUGAGUGAUAAUUGGUGUAUUUACUUGAUGUAAAGCACAAAUGUGAAAAUCUACAAUUUUUGCAUAUAUCUGGACUAUGAUCUUACGUAUGACCUGUCUAUCUAUAAAAUGUAUCACUAUGUGUGCUAGAUGUAACUGUUGAACGGAAGAAUUGCCCCUCUUUGCAAAGCCUGUAUGAUCUUGAAUUAAUAAAUUAUUUAACCAAAUGUUCAUUAAA